UUGUGUUCCCUAUAAGUCUGUUACAGAACACAUUCACUUCAUUUGGUUUAAAGCACUUUACUUGUAACUUAAACAAAACCGAUUUAUUUACAUCAUUUAAACAUAAUUUAAGUUCCAACAGUUUGACCAAAACUCAUUUGAAUUCAAUCUGUUGAAGCUGCGAGAGACGCUCAUGAACACAUCAUGCUCAACAGCUGAUCUGUGUGACCCACACACACACACACACACACACACACACACACACACACACACACACACACACACACGCAGAUGAACUCGCCUGAUUUCCUGUAAAUGGAGAGGGGAGGAGCAACACUGACCAUGUGACAUGAGAACAGGGAAGGAACCUGAAAGUGAAAGUGUUCAGCCAGUUCAGAGCUGUUUUUUACAGUCUGUGGUUCAGACUCCAUUUUGAGUCGACAGAGCAGAAGGACACUGAAGGCCGAGGCAGGACUGACUGAAGUCCAGAAGAUGAGUGUUUGUGUGGAGGAAGAGGAGGACAGAGCAGAGUCUCCAGGAUCCAGCUGUCUGUCUCUGAAGAGUGACUGGUCCAAAGAUAAACCUCCAGACUUAAGAAAUGAACCUGGACCCUCAGACACAAAAGAGAGGAAGAGGAGUCAUGUUUCUGUGGAGGAGCAGCCGUCCUGCUGUGCUUUGUGUCAGGACGUCCUGAAGGAUCCAGUCUCUACCAGCUGUGGACACUGGUUCUGCAGACGGUGCAUCACCUCAUACUGGGACCAGUCUGCUUCAUCAGGAGACUCCUCCUGUCCCCAGUGUGGAAAAAGAUCCAGAACAAGACCUGGACUGCAGACAGCCAGUCAGACAAGCACUGUACAAAUGAGUGGUGGUCUGCAGGAGGUUUUAGAUGAACAUAAGAUCAGUCUGAGGAGGAGAUGUGAACGUGUGACUGAAGGAAGUGAUGAAACAGGAAGUGGAACCCUCCUCAACAGGAUCUACACUGAGCUCUACAUCACAGAGGGACAGAGCGAAGAGGUUAAUACCCAACAUGAGGUGAGGCAGCUUGAGACAGCUUCCAAGAUGGAGACCCUCCAUGACACUCCAAUCAAGUGCCACGACAUCUUUAAAGCCUUACCCGGCCAACAGGGACACAUCAGAGUCGUUCUGACGAACGGCGUCGCUGGCGUUGGAAAAACCUUCUUGGUGCAGAAGUUCACUCUGGACUGGGCAGAGGGCUUGGAAAACCAAGACGUCAGUCUGCUGAUUCUGCUUUCGUUCAGGGAGCUGAACUUGAUCAGAGAUGAGCGGUGCAGUCUUCUCCAGCUGCUCCAUGUUUUCCAUCCAACAUUACAGAAGGUCACAGCAGAGAAGCUCGCUGUCUGGAAACUUCUGUUCAUCUUUGACGGCCUGGAUGAAAGCAGACUUUCACUGGAUUUCAAGAACAGGAAGGUCGUGUCUGAUGUCACACAGAAGUCAUCAGUCAACGUGCUGCUGACAAACCUCAUCGAGGGGAAUCUGCUUCCUCGGCUCGUCUGGAUCACUUCCCGACCUGCAGCAGCCAAUCAGAUCCCUCCUUCAUGUGUUGGCAGGGUGACAGAAGUACGAGGCUUCACUGACGCCCAGAAGGAGGAGUACUUCAGGAGGAGAGUCAGUGAUGAAGAGCUGUCCAGCAGAAUCAUCUCGCACAUCAAGACAUCCAGGAGCCUCCACAUCAUGUGUCUAAUCCCAGUCUUCUGCUGGAUCACUGCUACAGUUCUGGAGCACAUGUUGAGUACAGACCAGAGAGGAGAGCUGCCCAAGACCCUGACUGACCUGUACUCACACUUCCUGCUGGUUCAGACAAAGAGGAAGAAGCAGAAGUACGAUGAGGGUCAUGAGACGAGUCCACAGGAGCUGACGGAGGCUGACAGGAAGGUUCUUCUGAAGCUGGGGAGGCUGGCGUUUGAACAGCUGAAGAAAAGAAACAUCAUGUUCUACCAAGAAGACCUGGAGCAGUGUGGUCUGGAUGUCUCAGAGGCCUCGGUGUACUCCGGAGUUUGUACAGAGAUCUUCAAAAGAGAGAGUGUGAUCUUCCAGAAAACAGUCUACUGCUUUGUUCAUCUGAGCGUUCAGGAGUUUCUGGCUGCCGUCUACAUGUUCCACUGCCACACCAACAAGAACACAGAGGUACUGGAGGCUUUUCUGGGAGAAAAACAUGUUGAUUCAACCCUGGAUGUCUUCUUGAAGAGUGCAAUGGAGAAAUCCCUGAGGAGUAAAAAUGGCCACCUGGACCUGUUUGUCCGCUUCCUUCAUGGCCUCUCUCUGGAGUCCAACCAGAGACUCUUAGGAGGCCUGCUGGGUCGGACAGACAACAGUCCUGAAAUCAUCCAGAGAGCCGUCAACAACCUGAAGGAGAAGAGGACAAAAAUCUCUCCUGACAGAAGCAUCAACAUCUUCCACUGUCUGACGGAGAUGAACGACCACUCAGUACAUCAGGAGAUCCAAGAGUUCCUGAAGUCAGAGAACAGAUCAAAGAAGAAACUCUCUGUGAUCCACUGCUCAGCUCUGGCCUACAUGCUGCAGAUGUCAGAGGAGGUUCUGGAUGAGUUGGACCUGCAGAAGUACAAGACAUCAGUGGAGGGACGACGGAGACUGAUUCCAGCUGUGAGGAACUGCAGAAAGGCUGUAUUGAGGGGCUGCAGGUUGUCAGAGACCAGCUGUGCUUCUCUGGCCUCAGCUCUGAAGUCCAACCCCUCCCAUCUGAGAGAGCUGGAACUGACUCGAAACAAGCUGCAGGAUUCAGGAGUGAAGCUGCUGUGUGCUGGACUGGAGAGUCCACACUGCAGACUGGAGACUCUGAGAUUGAGUUGGUGCAGUUUGUCAGAGACCAGCUGUGCUUCUCUGGCCUCAGCUCUGAAGUCCAACCCCUCCCAUCUGAGAGAGCUGGAGCUGAGUGAAAACAAGCUACAGGAUUCAGGAGUGAAGCUGCUGUGUGCUGGACUGGAGAGUCCACACUGUAGACUGGAGACUCUGAGAUUGAGGCGCUGCAGGUUGUCAGAGACCAGCUGUGCUUCUCUGGCCUCAGCUCUGAAGUCCAACCCCUCCCAUCUGAGAGAGCUGGAGCUUAGUUUCAACAAGCUGCAGGAUUCAGGAGUGAAGCUGCUGUGUGCUGGACUGGAGAGUCCACACUGCAGACUGGAGACUCUGAGAUUGAGUCACUGCAGUUUGUCAGAGACCAGCUGUGCUUCUCUGGCCUCAGCUCUGAAGUCCAACCCCUCCCAUCUGAGAGAGCUGGACCUGAGUAACAAUGAGCUGCAGGAUUCAGGAGUGAAGCUGCUGUCUGAUCUUGUGGAGAGUCCACACUGCAGACUGAAGACUCUGGAGACUCUGAGCUGUAAGCCGUGAUCUCUGUCAGUGGAGAUGACUGUCCGUGCUGCAGUCUGAACUGCUCUGAGAUCAGCUCCACUGUCAGACACAAAGGCAAGUCCACCAUCGUCCCUGUGUGUUCCUCUGGAUGUGGCAGAGUAUCGUCAGUGUAUCUGGACUCUCUGCUGCUGCUCUGUCCUUCUACACCAUCUCUGCAGACACACUGAGACUCCUCCACUGCUUCUGCUCCACACUCCUCCACCUGGACCGGGACUUUAUUUAGUCUAUUUUUAUUCAGUCGGAUAUUCUGAGCCCAAAGUGCCUCUGCAGAUUAGCUCUGUUUAAGACAACAUAACUGCAGAUUAACACAUAUUUAAAUGGAUUUUUCUGUUUUGCUUUCUGUUGCAGCUCCACCUUGUGAAAUGAUGGAGAAUUGCAGUUAAUUUCCACAUUAUAUUUCUAAUUAAUUUUGGAAGUUGAUGUGAAAAAGCAGCAUCCAGCCUGCAUGCAUAAAGUUUUUAUUUUAUUUUUUUAUUUCACAAUCAAAAAGGCCCAUGUCAUAUUCAAGAGAAUCCCAUUCGCAACAACAGAACAAAGAAAAAGGAAAAUGACAUGACAAAAUAAAUAAUAAUGAAAUAAAAAAAAACACAAGUGGUCAAUCAAGGAUUAAGGACAUAGAUAUUCAUAAAGAUAUAGGUUUUUUUUAAUUUGACAACAUUUGAUAUAUUUUUUGUAUCAUAUUAUCUAAUUUAGAUAUGCAGCUAAUAUAGGAAUAGUUUAAAAAAAAAGAUAUGUGUAUGAAGUGUUUUGCCAAGAUAAAUAAAUUAUUAUUCCCAAACUCUGUUUUCUUGUCCUCCUGUUGAAGACCAAACUUUAUAUUUUCGUAUGUUAGAAUCAGAAUACUUUGAUCAUUGUAAGUUAUCCAAUACUGAAAAGCAUCCCAAAAGGGCCUGCAUGCAUGAAGUCAUCUCUCUGAAGUUCUGGUUAUUACAAACAUUUCCAUCCACCUGCUUUUAUGCGCAUUUUCAGUUUGCGCAGAACAACAGCUGGUUGUCGAAAUAUCCCCCAAAAAGUCUGUCCUCUUGGCUGAGGUGGAAAGGGGGAAAACAACAUGCAACAAAGUGCAGUGGAAACAGACUCAGUGAAUAAAUGCUGUCGUACAUGAAGCAUGUGACUUAAAGUGAAAAGCUGAAAGCAUCAGAUGUGUGUGGACCGAUGAGGAGGCUGGAACCUUCCUCACAUGAACACAUGAAGCCAACAGAAACGUCAUGUUUCCAUCAUGUUUCCCAUCGUUUGAACUCUUUUAAUGACGUCAUCUCGCUGCGUCCUCUUCUUCUGCGAUGCUUUAACGGCAGCGGCUGGAGAAUUAGCUCCACCAGCUCUUUACCUCCAUCAGCCAAUGAGCUUGUGUUCACACAGCAGCAGCAGAUGGAAACAACAUGAAAUCGCAUUUUCUUUUGCCAAUUUUCUGUAAAUUUGGUUAAAAUUUCUACAUUUGGAUGGAAACCAGGAUACUGUGUUUUUUUUAGCUAAAAGUGGCUUAGCUGAUCUAUAAAGCAUAUUUUUUAUCAACGAUUAAUAAAGCCGUUAGUUACA
Molecule: messenger RNA, 4899 nt
Organism: Siniperca chuatsi (mandarin fish)
Lineage: Eukaryota; Metazoa; Chordata; Actinopteri; Centrarchiformes; Sinipercidae
Product: NACHT, LRR and PYD domains-containing protein 12-like
Exons: 9
Coding region: 472-3342 (956 amino acids)
Molecular function (GO): protein binding
Source: RefSeq, a predicted model, not a curated record